Carassius auratus (goldfish) is the source of this 1018-nucleotide messenger RNA. RefSeq names its product serine/threonine-protein kinase pim-2. Bases 288 to 962 code for a protein of 224 amino acids. Gene Ontology annotation, cellular component: cytoplasm. Gene Ontology annotation, molecular function: protein serine/threonine kinase activity; ATP binding. NCBI's taxonomy places the organism in Eukaryota, Metazoa, Chordata, Actinopteri, Cypriniformes, Cyprinidae. The record is from RefSeq and is a predicted model, not a curated record. The transcript has 6 exons. Gene Ontology annotation, biological process: regulation of mitotic cell cycle; protein autophosphorylation; negative regulation of apoptotic process.
ACCAGAUUUCUCUACAACAAAUUGUAGAGAUUCAUGAUCAUGGAGAAGCUCCAGUCUCUGAAGUCCUCCCUGCUGCUGAGGAGGGCGUCCUCCAACCUCAGGACGUCCACACUCCAGCUAGCUCCUCUGAAGAUGAUGAAGCGGAGGAGCCGGAGAACAACCACAUUUUCUGGCGAUAUGAAUUUGGCUCCAAGCUGGGUGAAGGAAGCAACAGCCACGUACAUGCAGGGACUCGCUGCAAGGAUGGCCUUAAGGUGGCUGUGAAAAUUGCUGAAAAGACUCCAAAUAUGCCAUAUAUAAGAGUUCCUGGUCAUCCCAAACACCUUCCCAUGGAGAUCGGCCUGACACUCAUGGCUAAUAAGGGCCCCCGUGUUCCACAGAUAAUUAAGCUGCUGGACUGGCAGGAUGACCCGGACCACUAUGUCAUGGUCUUUGAGCGGCCCGUGCCAAGCAUGAGCAUGUUUAGUUUUGUGAAGCUCCAACGAAGGCUCAAUGAAGAGAUGGCACGAAAUGUUAUGUCUCAGGUCAUUCAUGCCUCUAAGAUUUGCUGCGAGCGUGGAGUCUUCCAUCGAGAUAUAAAACUGGAGAACCUCAUAGUGAACCCCGACACGUUGGAGGUCAAGUUGAUCGACUUCGGGUGCGGCACGCUCAUGAAGGAUUCUGCCUACGUGGCCUUCAAUGGCACAGAAAUUUUCUGUCCACCGGAGUUUGAUGUCGACGGCAGGUACCAUGCAAAGCCGGCGACAGUUUGGUCAUUGGGGAUCCUGCUGUUUGUGAUGGUGUGCGGGUAUUUUCCAGAAGACAAAGACCUGCACAUGAUCAGUAAGAACGUUCAGUCCAACCCUGACCUGUCAAAAGAGUGCUGCCAGAUGAUUUGCUCUUGCCUGCAGCAUGAUCCACAGCAGAGACUUAUUCUGGAGGAGAUGCUGCUUCAUGACUGGUUUAUGGUACUAAGAGUCUAAGAUUUGCUAAAUGUUUUUCUUCUCUUCUUCUUCUUCUUCAUACAAUCAUUUUAAAC